AUUUAAUGUUUUCCAUUUUCAGUUCCAUUAUUUCUUAUUACAUCCACAGCUUAAUGUUUGUAGUUUAUAUUUCAGAAUGAGUACUUUUUUCUUGUUUUAAUAAAAAAUAAAUUUAUAAUUGGAAUAUUUGUUACUUGAUAAAUAUCUUGCUACUUUAUCCUUAAAUUAUAUCUAACUUGCUUGGAGCUAGUAAUUUAUUUUCAACAUUUGAAGAAUGUCUCAAAUUGUUACAUCUGGAGGAAGUAAUUCCGUGAGUUCUUUGUACAUAUCUAUACAGUUUUAAAUCAAUACGUUAUUGAAACCAUUGUGUCUAAAUUUAUUAAAAUCAUAUAUUAUAGUUAAUACUUAUCCGUUAACUGGACUGUUCUUAUAAUAUCCUGUAAAGUAUUUGUUAGACAGUGUUAACCAAUAGUUAAACAACUGUUUUGCCGGUUUGCGCUAACGGGACAUUAUAAGAACGGUCUUUAGAAUUAGUUUCUUUCAUUCUUUUGUUCGUAUUAGAAUUCGGUUGUAAUAUUUAAGCAUUGUAUUACUGUGGAUGAGUAAUAGUUUAGUUAUCUUCAUUUAAACAUAUUCACCUCAUAUUAUACAUAUCUGUAUAAUAUUACUUAUAAUGCCUAUAUAAAUAAUUAUAAAAAAUGUGAAGUUCUGGAACGAACAUUUUUUUUUUUUUUUUACCUAGUGUUUCUAAUUAAAUCUGAUAAAAUUAGUAAAUUAUUUUGUAGUUAAAACUAAUAUAAUUUUAAAUUUAUAUGUUAAAAAAUUAUUUUCACAAGUUUGUUUCAAAAUUAUACUUCCGUUUGUAAUGAUUUCCAUUCAUUGUGCAAAUCAAAUUAUCUUAUAUUCUACAAACAGUAAUGUGAAGAAUAUUCUAUAUAGCUUUUAGUUAAUAAUAGAUACCAAAGUCUAUUAAAAUGGUUUAAAAAUGUUAAAUCAGUGGUGAAGCUACAUAUUAAAGUGCCUGAGGCAAACAUUUUUUUUUCACCCAUUAUAUAAUAGAAAAUAGGUAUUAUAAUAUUUAUGUACACUAUACAUAGGUAAUAAUACAAAUGUAUACUAUAUAUUUGUAAUUUUGUUGUAAUUGUUUAGUAUGGUUAUUGAUCAAAUAUACUAUGUAGAUUUCAACAAUGGUUAUAAUAUUAUUAGCUUUAAUCAGUCAAUUUAAUUGGCGUGAACAACUAGCUAUUAAGCCUGUUUUACAUGCAUGUUUAUACUACAAUAGAACCUCGAUUAGCCAAACCUCCGUAAUACCAACCCGCUAUUUUCCGAACUACAAUUAGUAUAUCCGAACACUGUUAUCUGAACGUUAUAUCUUGUUGAAGCAUUCAUACACCCACAGCCAGCCACCAAUUUUAUAAUUGUUCGCAAUUUAUUAUUAAUACCUAACCUAACAACUUAUACAUGUACAUAUGUUAUAUAUACAUAUAUAUAUAUAUAUAUAUAUAUAUAUAUAUAACGUAUGUACGUGUAUAAAUUGUUAGUAGGUAAUCGAGACAUGAUAUGUUCCUAUGAACUUAUUUUGUGAUUAUAUAUGUCUAAAUACAUAAUUUAAUUCUAAAAUAAUAAUUAUAUAUAAUAUAUAAUUGUGUUCUAAAAAAAAAAUUGUUUUUUUAAACAAUUUCCAGUAUUUGAAUUACAUGCUGUCCCAAUUAGUUCGGAUGAUUGAGGUUUUACUGUAAUUCAAUUUUAAUUAUCAUUUUUCUACCAAAUGCUUGAUAAUCAGGAACGCCCCUAUUACACAUACAGGCUUCUACAAAAAUUGAACACUCCAAGGCGACUGCCUCAGUUGCCCCUGCGGUAUCUCCACUACUGAUUAAUUUUAGUUGAUAAAUUUUAGUUAAAAAACCUAUUAUUAUCUAUAUUUAUGAAUAUUCUAUAGAAUAAAUAAUAAAUGUCAUAUUAUUGUUUAUGCUUAUAAGGCUAAAGUGCGUAAAUGACUGAAAAUAGACUGAAUAUUGUCGUUAAUUACUUACUUUUCUAUACAUCAAGUAAUUGAGCUUUAACAUUGAUAUCAUUUAUUUAUAAUUGAUAUUUUAACUUUAGUAAGUUAGUGCCAGUGAUUGAAAUUUUUGGACAUAAAUGACAGUUUACUAUAAAAAAAUGUAUAUUAUAAAUUACUUUUCUCUUAGCUCUUCUGAACAAUUUAGGAAUAAGCACUUACUUUAUCCUUCUAACCACCAAAUUUAUGACAAGUCUAUUGUACCUAAUGUUUUGUGUACAUUAGAAAAUAAUUAAUUUCUCAUGCUAAUAAAUCAUAUUAUGUACUUGGAAAUAAGGAACAUUAUUUAUUUGUCAAUUUUACUACUUAAUUAAACAUUUAUUUUCGGUUUUUUAGGAAGAUAAAACAGCAGAUCCGAUGGAAGUAAUAAUGGAUAACAGUAUUUUGGAUGAUUCUGUUGAAACAUCUACUACAUUAGCUGUUCCAAACGGUUUAAAGAAUAAAAAUGUUAAUGUAAGUGAAAUGACUUCAAUGGAUUACUAUUUUGAUUCAUAUGCUCAUUUCGGUAUACACGAAGAGAUGUUGAAGGAUGAAGUACGGACUCUUACAUAUAGAAAUUCUAUGUAUUAUAAUAAACAUUUACUUAAGGUAAUUUUUAUUUUUCUAAAUAAUAUUUAUAUAUUUAUAUUUAUAUUUAAUUUAGGCUGUUAAGAGUCACUGUUAUUUUCUAUUAAAACAUGCCUUGUAAGGAAAACUCCUAUCUUUUAGAAUACUUAGAUUUUUAUUUUAAAAGUAGUCUUUGCGUCUUUUCAGUCACAUUAAACUUAGAUUUUCAAAAUUCAAAUUUCUACAAAUUGUAUCGAGCAUUUUUAUUUUAUAUUUUGACACAAAAUUGGAGUUUGAUGUAAAAAGUUGUUUACUAUUUUUAUGAGGUGUGAGAAUUUUUCCUGAUAAGUAAUUUUUGUCCAUAAAAAUUGCUAUUCUCUUUACUGAAAUUGGUAUCAAACAGUAGAUUAAUUAAAAAUUAUUAUUUUUAAGUGAUCAUUAAUAUAUUAAAACUAAUUUGAGAAUAUUAGGAAAUCUUCUUUGGACAGUAAUAACCCUUAACCAGUAAUAUCAUACCUUUAUUAUCUUCAAUGUCAUAAACAUCUAUAAACAAAAAAAUAAAAUUACAAUAGUAAGUAGUAAUAAUAUUAUUUUAUACUACACAUUACUAUUUAUUUUUGAUAAAUUCACAUUAAUAAUUUAUUAUAGUAUUUUACUAUCUCAUUGUAUUUUCUCUUUAUCUUCAUAUUAUUUUGAAAGUCCUAAAUGUUAACUUGUGUGUUUAUUCUUAUGUAUUCAUCAUUUUAAUCACAAGCAUUGCUUAAAGGAGGUGAACAAACACAUAUGUAUAUUUUUGUAACUAUAUUCAUCCAAUGAUUGUUUGCCAAUAAUAAAUAAAUAAAUUUAGUAUUAAAAGUAUUAUAAUAUAAAGUUACUUAUAUUACAGGGUAAAACUGUAUUGGACAUCGGUUGUGGAACUGGUAUUUUAUCAAUGUUUGCUGCUAAAGCUGGAGCUGCUAGAGUCAUAGGUGUAGAAUGUUCUAACAUUGUAGAAUAUGCUAAACAAAUAGUAUCAGAUAAUAAUUUAGAUCAUAUUGUAACAAUAAUCAAAGGAAAAGUAAGAAAUUAUGUUAUAUUUGUUCAUGUUUUUAGAUAAUAUUAAAUUAUUUGUUUAGGUUGAAGAAAUAGAGUUACCAGAUGGUAUUACUAAGGUUGAUAUUAUUAUAUCAGAGUGGAUGGGAUAUUGUCUCUUUUAUGAGUCUAUGUUAGAUACUGUACUCUAUGCUAGAGACAAGUGGUUAAAAGAAGGUGAGACAAAUCAAUUAUUUGAGGUUUAUCACUUAUUAACUUGUUUAAUUCCAUUAUUAUUUUAUUAUGCAAAAAACAGUAAAUAAUAUUGAAUGAAUCUUUUUUUUUUUUAAGUCAUUUAAUAACUAAUUACAUUUCUUAGACUCUGAGUGUGGAGAAGAGGCUAUUAUUUUCACUACUAUGUGUAUUUUUUUUCUUUCAUGAAAAACCCGUAUCUAGUAAAAAUGAUUCAAUUAUUUUUCAUUUUAUACUGAAAUAUUCUGAUGUAUUGCCUGGUGAUAUUUUAUUUAAACAUUUUCACACAGUAACCUAGAUGCAAAAUUUCUGUUGAAAUCCGGUUUCUAACCACAAUAUACAUAUGUUACUCAAUGUUAGUUAUAACUUGCUAUGUAUUGUAUUAUUUUAGAUGGCAUGUUGUUUCCUGAUCGUGCAAAUUUAUUCAUAACUGGUAUUGAAGACAGACAGUAUAAAGAUGACAAAAUAAACUGGUGGGAAAAUGUCUAUGGAUUUAAUAUGAGUGCCAUACGUAAUGUAGCUAUAAGUGAACCAUUAGUUGAUUGUGUUGAACCUAAACAGGUAAAAUUAUUUAAUAAGUUGUUUUAUUUAUUCUAAAAAUAUUUAUUAGUAAAUUUAUUAUUAUUAUUAUUUUUUUUUUUUUUUUGUAGGUUGUUACAAAUUCAAGUUUAUUGAAGGAAGUUGAUUUAUAUACAGUUAAAAAGGAAGACCUGACGUUUACUUCUCCAUUUAAUCUUCAAGUCCGCCGUCAAGAUUAUGUGCAUGCAUUGGUUACAUAUUUUACAGUGGAGUUCACUAAAUGUCAUAAACGUAUUGGAUUUUCAACGGCACCAGAAUCUCCAUAUACACACUGGAAACAAACUGUAUUUUACUUGGACAAUUAUCUGACUGUAAAAAGAAAUGAUGAAGUGUAUGGAACAUUCUCAAUGUCUCCCAAUGAACGCAAUACUAGAGAUAUGGACUUUGUUAUUGACAUCGAAUUUAAAAAUGAUGUGAAUGAUGUGACCGAAUCUAAUAAAUACCGUAUGCGCUAAUUAUUCAUUUGAUACUUAAUAAUAAUUUUUUAUUACAUUUCUUUUUAUAUCUGUAAUAUAACAUUUAAGAUAAAAAAAAAUUAAAAUGCAGGAUAAUUCAACCGAAGAACAAAACUAGAAUCUGCAAAAAAUUAAUUUUAACUAUGGUAUUCACAUUUCUUAUAUAUAUAUAUAUUUUUUUUUUAAUUUUUGUCCUAAAUUUUCCAUAAAUCAAUCUUAUUUUAUAAUAGUUUUAAUAACUAACUAAUUAGGCAAUCACAAUUAUAUGUGAUUUUUCAAAUUUGUAUAUUAUUUAAAUAAUUAAUUCCUUAUAAAAAAAAAAAUUAAAUUUCCUUUGUAAAUAACUAUUAUGAACUUUAUAAUAGUGAUUUCAUUUAGAUUCACUAAUAUUUGUUGUUCCUAAUUUAUAUAUUUUAGUCUUGCUUUAUUAAAAAAAAAAAAAAAACCUGGAACAAAAUAUGUAUUUUUGUCUAUAGUACAGCAAUUUCUCUUAAGAAUAUUGUGAAUAUUGAAAUCUGUAGUUUUGAAGUUGGAUUAUAUUUAAAUUUAAAAUUUUGUAUUUUGAAAAUACUGUUUCAUAAAAAUUAAACAUAUACCAUUUUUUUAAAUUGUUUCAAACUGAAUUAUAUACAAAUAUUACCAAAUUUUUUUUAUUUUUACACCUGUUGUAUAAAUAAUUUAAAUUAUCCUAGCUAACACAUAAAUAUUUUAUAAAAAUGAUUCAUUGAAUUUCAUGUACUUAAAACUUGACAAGAUAAUUAUUUGUCUUUGCGUUAUCUAUUAUUUUGUUUAUCCACUCAUAAUUUUAAGAAUUAUAAGUAUUUUUAAAAAACAUUUAUAUUACUCUAAAUUUAAAAAAAAAAUUCCUUUAACACAAAAAAAUUAUUUGUUUGUUUAAAUAAUUUUGAAAACUUAUUUCUGAUCUGCUUAAAAUUGAUGAUUUUACUACAUUUUUUUUUGACCUUAAGCCUUGACAAAAAAUUUAAAUCCGUUAAGAAUUCUUAAUAAUAAAUAGAUGAAAUUGUAUGAUUAGUCGUAACGACAGUUUCAAAUAUUGUUCAUUCAAGAGUACUGCAGUAAAGGACAAAAAAAAAUUUUUUUAUGAGGAAAUUUUUCUGUCACUUACAAAUUUACAAUUGUGGAAGAUAGUAUUCAUUUUUUGUUUGAAAAAAUAUUUUUUCAUGCAGUGCAAUUACUAAUUAGUACUGAUUUUAAUUUAAAUAUCUAUAUGUUCUUUAAGACAUUAAAAAUCUGAAAUUAUAUCAUUGAUGCUACAGAGUUGCAAUAUAAAAUUGUGUUCUUAUUGUAUACAUUUAUGUGAUUAAAAUUUAAUUUUUACCGGUUUAUUAUAUUUGGCAUAUACUAAUUGUGUUGCUCUGUAAUUGUACUGUGGUGACUUGGUUCGCCAAACUUACCAAGACAUACUUUACAGGGCCAAUGCAUGCCGAACUGAACUGUAAUAAAUUAUUUUAUAGACCCUUGAUGAAGAGAUGAUUUGUAAUUAUUUUUCUUUGGUAACGGUGCUCUAAUGUUGCACAAUGUCAUUAAAAAAAAUUAAAAAAAUCAUUAAGUAUAUUAUUUAUUUGACUAUAAUAUAAAAUUAUAGGUACAAAGAUAAUUGUUGUGUAAUAGAAAUGCUAAAAUAUUUUUAUUUUCAAAAGUUAAAAUGUGGUAAUCAGUUGGAAGUUGUAUGUUAUUUGGCAAGAUAAAUAGUUGAAACUAGGGAUUGUUAAAAUGUUAUCAAAUUACACUGGCAAUUUUGUGCUGUAUUGUGUUGUGUUUACAAAGUGUGAAAUAAGUAUCAUGGAAAUUAUAAAAUCAAAUAAAGGGAUAGAAAAGAUUUUGUUCAAGGCUCUGGUAUUUGUAUACAUUUUAAUUUUGCGAGUUUUAUGAGAAAUUUUUAUUUGGUAGUUAUUCUGUAGAUAAAUUGUUAUUAACUUAACAGGAAUGCUUGAAAAUUUGAUAUAAGGUUUAUGAUAAGUCAUACUUAGUGGUCAAAAAAAAAAAAAAAUCCAGUUAUAUGCAGUAUUUUUUUUUUUAUUAAUUUAAGAUCAAAUUUUGGCAGAAAUCUUAAAUAUUAUGGUUUAUCGUUAGUUACAGUCGUAAAUUAAAUAACUUUAUAUAUGUCACAUUCUCCAUUAAAUACCUACAACAGUAGCUGCACCCAUCGCUAAUAUCAGUUUUUGUUUUUUUACAAUAAUUUACUACGAUCUGAAUCUAAUACUUACGAAAUACUAAUGCACACUACAUAGAAAGUUUUAAAGUAGUUAUUAAGAUAUUUAAUAUUUAUAUACCUAUUUUUUUUUAUUUUUCAAGGUCUCAAUACUCAUGUAACUCUAAAUUAUGUAUCUAUAUUAUAAU
This is a messenger RNA of Cinara cedri, 7203 nucleotides long. Lineage: Eukaryota; Metazoa; Arthropoda; Insecta; Hemiptera; Aphididae. The record is from the annotation of a GenBank genome assembly.